This is a messenger RNA of Scophthalmus maximus (turbot), 4029 nucleotides long. RefSeq lists its product as uncharacterized. The coding region runs from base 1675 to 3861 and encodes 728 amino acids. The record is from RefSeq and is a predicted model, not a curated record. The transcript is spliced from 11 exons. Lineage: Eukaryota; Metazoa; Chordata; Actinopteri; Pleuronectiformes; Scophthalmidae.
CCAUGUCAUUUUUUUCCCCCUAUUCUGGCCUUGAGUAUAUUUGCUGACUGUUCACAUGAAGGAGGCCACUUUAAUCUGUUGUCUGGUUUAAAUGGAUUUUCUUCCAAAUCCAUUUAAGGUUUGGAUCCUUGUAGACUGGUUAUGAACUCAGAACAAAUGAAAGGAUAUGUCAUCAUUUGGACUGUAUCAUACUAUAUUGAAAAUGUGCCUCAGCACCAUAAAGGCAGGUAUACAAACCUCUAGUUCCAUUAGGGGAAUCUGGACAUGCCUGCACAGAGUCCUGACCUGGUCCCUUUGAACACCUUUGAGGUGAAUGGGACCGCCGGCCUUAUCAUCCAACGUCAGCCCCCAACCUCACAGUGCUCUUAUGGCUGAAAUGACAGCAAAUCCCUGCCAUGUUCCAAAAUCUUGUGUAGAGCCCAUCAAGAAGAGCGGCUGCUUCUGUAGCAGCAGAUUUAUGCCCAUGGUUUUGGAUAUAGAUGUUGAACAAUCACACAAGUGUAAUGUUCUGUCCACAUACUUGAUACAGCAUACAGUAUGUUGGACAGUCGUUUUCCAGGUGUCCAAAAUGGCUUUACUUAAUUAUGCGCCACAACUCACCCAGUUACACUGAUUUGGCACUGGGUACUGAACCUGCUGGAGGAGCCAAAUGGAGCCUACUGCUCAUUCAAACCAGCCAAGUGUGCACACCCCAAAAAUUGGACAACAAAAUGUGAUGCCACUUGUUCACAUUUCCUCACUUUUUUACCCCCAUUUUUUCACUGCCCAAUGGAGGGGAUCCAGACCGAGUCUGGCAGAGCAAAUUAAAGUAGCUCCCGGAAUUCGUCUGGGUCCAUUCAUACCUGCAUCACUGUCCCAAACCUACUGUAGCCAAAUUCGGUGGCUAUGUAUUAGCAAAGCCGGCUCGUAUUCGGCUAUUCUGGUGCUGGUGAAUCAAUGAGUGCACCAACACGGAACUGCAGGCAUGCUGUCCUGGCUGGUUACUGGCUACAGAAUUGGAUGAAAUAUAUAUUUUUUUAAUUCUCUGCUGAUCUAUGCAGAGAAGUGUGUUUGGUGAACUGUAGUUUGCCGAGGCUUGGACAGGACGGGAUUAGUUCACGAAAUAUCAAAAACAUACAAUGCAUCCUGCACAUCAAACAAACUGACUGUUUGAUCCAACUGUCUGUUGUGAGGUGGGUUAAAAAGCAAAAAGAAAAAAAUGCAUUGACGUUCCUUGCAUUUAAAGAGUCGUUUGCAGAAAUACUUCCAGGAUUCACCUGGGCACAUUCGCUAACAUGCAACCUGGAGAGGCAUGUUAGAUUUAUGUGACGACAAAGAUGGCUUGGUUGGAAAAAAUGCUGCUGGGUAAAGGAGGUAAAGUCAGCAUUUAGCUGUUUUUGUAACAAGAUGGAUGUUACAGAGGUUCAUGACUGCAAUGCCUCACGAGGCAUUCACCUGAAGACUACAGCACAGCAACAUCAAAGAUACAGAAGAUUGCAUCCCAUGUUUGUUUGAAAGGGAUCAUUUCCGUUGUGAUGUAAGUAGAGCAGAGUUUGAACUUGAAGUGUUCAAAUGCAGAUUUCUGAGUUCAAUAUGUAAACUGGAGAGUUCAGUGCGUUUUUGGCUGUACAUACAGUACAGCGGUCUCAACUUAUUUCUUCCCUCACACUGGUUGCCCCUACAUAUGAAGAGGAAAUGAGAUCAUCCACUAAGAAGAUUAAAGGAGGGCUUGCAGUCAGAAAACAGUCCAUACUGGAAUUUAAGGACAUUUUACAAUAUCUGGAUUACCUGAAGCUCGACGAACCCAUCAUCGGUUUGAGCUGUUUGGAAGAAGUGCCAUCUACUGACCCACAAGCAGGCCUCAGAUACUCAUGUAGGCUAUGUCAUCUGAUAUCAAACCUACCAGAAAUGGUCCACCAUUUGAUCGGGCGCAAACACAGGCAGAAAUAUAUGGAAGUGAACCGGCCGGACUUGGUGACCUGGGAUAAACAAGCUAUAUUGAACCAAGGAGGAAAGAUAAUACGAGCAAGAGCAGAAAUAAUAGAGAGACAAGAUGGACGAGGAAAUCCAGCACCAUUAGCAAAAAGAGGGAAUGAAGGCAACACAUCAAGAGUUCCCUCAAGGCAGAAGCAAAACAGGAACCAAAAUAUUGCGAAGAGUUUGACCCAACACAAUAUACCACCACUCAUACCAAAACAAAAGGACUAUGGGGAUGAGUACUCUGACCAAGGGAGGUAUCCCCCAAUGUACCCAAAUGCGCCCCCAUUCAACCCGGAUGAACCUUACGUGAGCAGAGACAGACAGACGUACCAACAGCAGGAUAGUCUCAGCGAUGCACACGUGGAAGAGGAUCAGCGCAGUGCAGAUUACAGGGACAGUAACAUGUACAGGCGAGAAUACAAAGACCCUGAUAAUUGUUUGGAAUAUGAAGAGGAAUAUGUUGAAGAGCCACAAGGAAGAGCCACGCAUGAGCCAGGUGGUGCUGCCAGAUAUGAUCCUUGGGAAGAGGAGCAAGUGCCCCAUGGCCAGUCUCAACAGGAGGAGUAUUACCCAGAGGAGGCACCCCCUUACAGAAGACCCCAACCAAAAAGAGAUCCUCUGAAAGAGUUCUACUCUGAGGAAGUUCGUCGACGGCAAGUCCGUUCUGAGCAAGAACCCUCACAGCCGGUUUACCGAGAAGAUAAACGGCAGUGGUCUCUGGACAGAGAAUCUGGUAGACAUGACGGUAUGAAUACAGCCAGUAGACCGGGAUCGAGUGAACCAGAGGCCAAGAGCAGGAGGUUUCCAACACCUAUGGAGAGUGACCGAUCACAUCUUCCUUUGUUUAAUUUUAUCAAAGACUAUCAGCACAGAAUGCGAGACCCAUGCAAAGAGGUAACAGUUUCUAACUCUGGGCCAAGCAGAACAGGAGCCCCUUCCUCCCAUAGGCGAAUGGAAGUCACCAAAACCAUGUCCGACAUCCCAGAGCCUUUCAUGCGCUUUCUGACGGGCGCCGCUAACGAUGAGGAACAUGGCAAAAGAAAAAGAAAAAGUCGCUUCUCUGAUGCCACUGCAGAGGAGGUGGAGAUGACGAAGGAGAUAUUCACGGAUGAUUAUGAACCUCCAAAUCCAAAGUAUGGCGGUCAUCAUAGACCAGGUGCUUUGCCACUGAGACCUGAAAUCCAUGCACCACAAUAUCCUGACCUCUACACCGAAUCACAGAACCUGCAUCAUACUGAAAGCUACCACAGAGAAAUCCCGGGGUCAGAGGGUGUCUUUGAUAUGCUGAAAGGCAUUGACAUUGAGAAUGCAGAAGAAGCUGACUUCCUGAAGAAGAAACUUUGCAGCCUUCUGAAAGAAUUUAAGUCCAAAAAAUCAGAGAAGACUAUGCAAAAUAGCCAAGAUGGAGCAGUCCUCAGGAACGAUUACAACAGCUUAAAGCCGGACACACCGCUUUUUCCACGACACCAGUAUGAGAGAACUCUCACAGAAGACUCCGACCGUAGACGACCACAAGACUUGCAUUUCAAGGAUGAUCCGAGAGGACCAGGCUGGAAGCAGCAUGAGUUUAUACCUGAUGAACGGCUUCAAGAUUACCAUCAAUCUGCAGGCAGGGAACCUGGACACUCAAACAGAAGCCGUUAUGAAGAGGCUUUUGGGUGCCCUGGAAAGUCUCAGAGUCCACGCGUUUCCUAUUCCAAUGAGCCACAUCAUACUGAAAGGUUUCAAGCACCCAUGCGCCCUCAUGGCUAUCGACCUGCUGCUGAGGAGUAUUUCGUCUCCCACUCUCCUUCAACUCCCCUGCGCAUGGUAGAUGAACCUAGGAUGCAUAGGGGCCCUCGCUACUCCAACAACCUGGACAAAAUAACCUCCACCCUCCUGGAACUUGUGUCAAGGAAAUAAGCAUUAGAUUUCUGUUGAUGUUCUGAAUGGAAUACUUUAAUGUAAAAAUGUGAUUUGAUGUUAAAUUUCUUCAUUCCUUUUUUAAGAUGUUUGCUGUAGACUUUAAUGAAGACCUGGGUUCUUGAUAUUUUUUUUUUAAAAGACAAAUUAAAAGGUUUGUCUACUGUA